Neoarius graeffei (lesser salmon catfish) is the source of this 2167-nucleotide messenger RNA. It is a transcript of the gene flvcr2b, whose product is annotated as FLVCR choline and putative heme transporter 2b. Gene Ontology annotation, molecular function: heme transmembrane transporter activity; heme binding. The transcript has 11 exons. The record is from RefSeq and is a predicted model, not a curated record. Gene Ontology annotation, cellular component: membrane. Gene Ontology annotation, biological process: transmembrane transport; heme export. Lineage: Eukaryota; Metazoa; Chordata; Actinopteri; Siluriformes; Ariidae. The coding region runs from base 438 to 1889 and encodes 483 amino acids.
UGAGUCCAUGCUGGGGGGGAAACUUCCGAAGGUUCUGACUUCAGCAGUUUGUGUUAAGACCACAGCUGUGUGACCUUUUUUAAAUAUAGUUUUAAUAAGUUAAUUUAAUGAGGGACUUUUGUGUUUUUGUAGAGAUUGGCUCUGUUAAAUGAAUUAGUUUGUAUCUCUGUAAAGAUUGAAGCUAAUCCUAAUUUAAUUAGCUGGCUAAUUAACAUUAUUUAUCAAGACUCAGGUUUAUGAUUAGUCAUGUUUAGCUUUUACAAGAAAGACUAAUUAAAAACUCUACAAUGAUGUGAAUGAGUGGAACUGAUCAUUUGUGCUCCAUUGAGAUGGUUAUAAACAAGCUUUCUUGAUUGAUUGAUUGAUUGACUCUUUCCAAGGGAUCUGAUCAAAUCUGAUCUGAUCUGUAUGUUGAAUCUGAUACUGAAUUGGACGUCAUGGGAGAGCAGAGAAACUCGGACGGAGAGGUGAACAAGAAAUGUUUCUCCAACAGCGAAGCCCAGAGCGAAAGCCAAGUGCAGGUUUUCUCGGAGCCCAGCGUGGAGUGUCGGGAUCAGAUGGAGACCCGUUUGUACAAAAGAAGAUGGCUGAUCGUGUUUCUGUUCAGCUCUUAUUCACUCUGUAACUCCUAUCAGUGGAUCCAGUACAGCAUCAUCAACAACAUUUUCAUGAAGUUCUACAAUGUUGACUCCUUCACCAUAGAUUGGAUGUCGAUGAUAUACAUGCUCACCUACAUCCCACUCAUCUUCCCCGUCACAUGGCUCCUGGACAAGAAAGGCCUCCGCGUGGUGGCGCUCGCGGCCACGGCCCUCAACUGCGCCGGGACGUGGAUCAAAGUGGCCAGCGCCAGGCCCAACCUUUUUCCUGUCACCUUUCUGGGUCAGGUGACAUGCUCCGUGGCUCAGGUGUUCAUCCUUGGGAUGCCCUCACGCAUCGCCUCAGUGUGGUUUGGGUCAGAUGAGGUUUCCACCGCAUGCUCCAUCGGGGUUUUUGGAAAUCAGCUUGGGAUCGCCAUUGGCUUUUUGGUUCCACCGAUCCUGGUUCCGAAUGUAGAAGACAUGGAUGAGCUGGCCGGUCACAUUCAAGUGAUGUUCUACAUCACGGCGGGCGUGGCCACGUUCCUGUUCAUCCUGGUGCUGAUCGUCUUCGAGGAGAGACCUGCUCUUCCUCCAUCUCAGUCUCAAGCUUCAGCUCGUCUCAUCCCCACAGAGAAUUAUUCAUACUUGUCCUCUAUCCUUCAGCUCCUCCGCAACACUCCCUUUGUCCUGCUCAUCAUCAGCUAUGGAUUGAACGUCGGCUGUUUUUACGCCGUGGGGACGCUGCUCAACCAGAUGAUCAUCAAACACUAUCCGGGUGAAGAGGUGAAUGCUGGGAGAAUCGGCCUCACCAUCGUCAUCGCCGGAAUGGUCGGCUCACUCAUCUGUGGGAUCUGGCUGGACAAAACCAAAACGUACAAACAGACUACGCUGACCGUGUAUGUGCUGUCUCUGAUUGGUUUGGCUGUUUACGCCUUCACGUUGAAUCUCGGUCAUCUGUGGGUCGUCUUCAUCACCGCUGGAGCUCUCGGAUUCUUCAUGACAGGAUAUCUACCUCUGGGUUUCGAGUUUGCGGUUGAACUCACGUAUCCUGAAUCUGAGGGGACGUCCUCCGGCCUGCUCAACUGCUCAGCUCAGGUGUUCGGGAUUAUUUUCACCAUCUGUCAGGGAAAGAUCAUCAACGCUUUUGGUACAUUACCAGGAAAUCUGUUCCUGUGUGCGUUCCUGAUUGUCGGGAUGAUUAUAACAGGAUUUAUUAAGUCUGAGCUCCGCAGGCAGAGGGCCAAUCAGUUCGGCAAGAUCUCCGCUGCAGUCGUUCAGGAUUACAGUGCCACGACUCCGAUUAACUACUGAUCACUCAAUCACCUCUCUGCACAUGCAGGCACAGGAAAAGUCAAAUGGAUCCCAUGUGAAUUCUCCUGCUGUUGGACCUGCUACAAGAUUGUAAACUCACACACGCUUCAGUGUUAAUGUGUUUAAGUAGUAUGUGUAUUUAUUAUCGACAUCAUGAUGUUUAUAUACAGUCAGGUUCAAAAGUCUGAGUCCAUUGUGGGCGUGUCCCAAACCACACACUCAAUACAUUGUAUAAGCACCUUAAUUCGUCAACUACAGUGGGGCAUAAAAGUAUUUAG